Messenger RNA from Arachis duranensis, 1600 nucleotides. RefSeq names its product sugar carrier protein C. NCBI's taxonomy places the organism in Eukaryota, Viridiplantae, Streptophyta, Magnoliopsida, Fabales, Fabaceae. Gene Ontology annotation, molecular function: monosaccharide transmembrane transporter activity. Bases 1 to 1551 code for a protein of 516 amino acids. The record is from RefSeq and is a predicted model, not a curated record. Gene Ontology annotation, cellular component: membrane. The transcript has 3 exons. Gene Ontology annotation, biological process: monosaccharide transmembrane transport.
AUGGCAGGUGGUUUCAUAGAGAAGGGGUCUUCCGAAAAGAACUAUCCUGGAAAACUCACUUUCAGAGUCUUCAUAACAUGUGUCACCGCUGCAUUUGGAGGUCUUAUCUUUGGAUAUGACUUGGGCAUUUCAGGUGGAGUCACCUCCAUGGAUCCUUUUUUGAAGAAAUUCUUCCCUGAUGUGUACGCAAAGGAGCACAACAUUAAGCCCACUGAUAACCAAUAUUGUAAAUUUGAUAGCCAAGUGCUCACACUCUUCACUUCCUCUCUCUAUUUGGCUGCUCUUGUGGCCUCAAUCUUUGCAUCCAAGGUAACUCGAGCCUUCGGUAGGCGCCUCACCAUGAUCUCCGGCGGUGUUCUCUUUCUCGCCGGUGCAGCUUUGAACGGCUUCGCCCAGCAAGUUUGGAUGCUUAUUGUUGGCCGCAUGUUGCUAGGUUUUGGAAUCGGAUGCGCCAAUCAGUCUGUGCCGAUCUACGUAUCCGAGGUUGCUCCAUACAAAUACAGAGGAGCACUUAACAUGUUGUUUCAAUUGGCAAUCACCAUUGGCAUUUUUGUUGCCAAUAUUCUGAACUACCUUUUUGCCAAGAUGGAGAACGGCGAAGGGUGGCGCUAUAGCUUAGGUUUGGCAGGAGUCCCUGCAAUAAUGAUCAUCAUCGGUGCAAUGUUUCUUCCUGACUCACCAAACUCGUUGAUCGAGCGUGGACAAGCUGAGAAGGCCAAGGAGGAACUAAUCAAGAUUCGUGGAACCGAUGAUGUUGACGAGGAGUUUAAGGAUCUUGUUGCUGCCAGUGAAGCCUCCAAACAGGUCAAGCAUCCUUGGUCUUCUUUGCUCAAAAGUGAGUACAGGCCUCACCUCACCAUGGCCAUAGCCAUUCCCUUCUUCCAACAACUCACUGGCAUGAAUGUCAUCACAUUCUAUGCUCCUGUUUUGUUCAAAACUAUUGGCUUUGGUGGAACUGCUUCCCUUAUGUCUGCCAUGAUUACCGGAGGUUGUAACGCCCUUGCCACCCUUGUUUCCAUCUUUACCGUUGACAAGGUUGGCAGACGAAAGCUUUUUCUCGAAGGUGGUGCUCAAAUGUUUAUCUGUCAGCUUGUGAUCGCAGCUGCAAUAGGUAGCAAAUUUGGAACAGAUGGAAACCCUGGAGUUCUUCCCAAGUGGUUUGCCUUAACUGUUGUGGUAUUCAUAUGUAUCUACGUGGCGGGAUUUGCAUGGUCGUGGGGUCCACUAGGAUGGUUGGUACCCAGUGAAAUAUUCCCGCUUGAAGUUCGAUCGGCAGCUCAGAGCGUCAACGUGUCAGUUAAUAUGAUCUUCACCUUUGCCAUUGCCCAAGUUUUCACUGCGAUGUUGUGCCAUAUGAAGUUCGGGCUCUUCAUCUUCUUUGCAUUCUUUGUGAUUGUUAUGAGUAUCUUUAUCUACAAGUUCUUGCCAGAGACAAAGGGUGUUCCCAUUGAAGAAAUUUCUCUUGUGUGGGAGAAUCAUCCAUAUUGGAACAAAUUCGUCAAGUCAUCUGCUCAAAAGAACAAAAUUGCUGCUCCAGAUUCCCAAGUUUAGGAUUCCAUAAUAAUUAAUUAAAUAGUAUGUCUUUUUUUUUUAUCAAAGA